Messenger RNA from Closterium sp. NIES-65, 1422 nucleotides. NCBI's taxonomy places the organism in Eukaryota, Viridiplantae, Streptophyta, Zygnematophyceae, Desmidiales, Closteriaceae. The record is from the annotation of a GenBank genome assembly.
AUGCCAUGCCAUCCCAUGACAUCCCGUCCCAUGCAAUCCCAACACAUGCCAUCCCGUCCCAUCACAUCCCGUCCCAUGCAAUCCCAACACAUGCCAUCCCGUCCCAUCACAUUCCAUCCCAUGCCCUCCCAUGCCACCACAUGGCAGGUGGCUGCUCUGCAACAGCCCGAGUGGCACCAUUCCCGCCUCCAUUGCCCAACUCACCGCACUCACCACCUUGUGUGGCCACUAUCCCUCCACCCGCCUAUUUCCCGUUCUCCCUCCAACCCUUCCCUCUCGCAUUCUCCCUCCACCCCCCUCUCUCCCAUUCUCUGCACUAUGAUUCCCUGCCCUGUGAUAUCAGCAAUCGACUCAAAAGUCACCUGGAUAAAAAGAUCUGAACUCUGCACUGUUUCCACCCACCCAUCCACCAUUCUGGCGUUGCCUUCCAUUCUCUCCUCCAUUUCUCUCCUCCACGCAUUCAAUGCCUCUCCUUCCUCUCUCCGACCUUCCCCUCACCUCCCUUUUCAUUGCCUCCCUUCCGCCCUCUGCCCACCCUCCCCUUGCUCCAGGGAAAUUCGUCAGUUUCCAUUCCGUAUGGACAGCGGCCUCUCAGGCUCCAUUCCAGAGGCAAUCAGCAGCCUCAAGCAGCUACAGCGGUUAUACCUCAACGAUAACAUUCUCUCAGGCUCCAUUCCAGAGGCAAUCAGCAGCCUCAAGCAGCUGCGGGAGUUGUUUCUGCAGGACAAUAGGCUGAGUGGUACUAUUCCCGCCUGCAUCGGCAACCUGACCGCACUCACCAGCCUGUGCGCCCAUUCUCCCUCCAACCCCCCUUCACCGUAUCCCUCUUUCCGCAUGCCUCUCUCUGCCAAGCAUCGGGGGUUUGGAUAUGAGAGUACGGAGCACUUUUUGUCGUCUUCAAUUUCUCAAGGCACACACUUCUCCUCCUCUCUUCUUCACUUCUCCUCCCCUCCUCUCCCCCGCUCCUCCCCUCCUCUUCCCCCCUUCUCCGCUUCGUCUCUUCUCCUUGUCACCUCUUCCCCUCUUUUUCUCUCCUUCCCUCCUUGUCCAUUCAUCCACCUGUCUUCAGAGUACUCAAUGCCAAUCGCCUUGCAGGGACGAUACCUGCUGCAAUCACCACGCUCACUUAUCUCGAAUACCUUACUGCACAUAUUUUCAUCUCUUCUUCUCGUCAUCUCUUCUUCUCUUCAUCUCUUCUUCUCUUCUUCUCGUCAUCUCUUCAUCUCUUCUUCUCCUCAUCUCUUCUUCUCGUCAUCUCUUCAUCUCUUCUUCUCUUCUUCUCUUCUUCUCUUCUUCUAUUCAUCUCUUCUUCUCCUCAUCUCUUCUUCUCGUCAUCUCUUCAUCUCUUCUUCUCUUCUUCUCUUCAUAUCUUCUUCUCUUCUUCUCUUCAUAUCUUCUUACAGCGUUGACAAACCCAUCUGA